Molecule: messenger RNA, 1095 nt
Organism: Closterium sp. NIES-65
Lineage: Eukaryota; Viridiplantae; Streptophyta; Zygnematophyceae; Desmidiales; Closteriaceae
Source: the annotation of a GenBank genome assembly
AUGGAAGUCCGCGGUUUUCCUCUACCCAAGAUAGAGCAGUCGACGCGUCCAUGGUGGGGGCACACGUCGCCUCCACCGCCUCUCCCCUCCCAUGCCUCUCUUCCCCCUCCCCUCAUUCCACCCACUUCCCCCUUCUUUUCUUCCCCCCCGCCGAUUUUCCCCAUCCCUUGCGAGCAGGACUUCGCAGCCAAUGAGCUGCUGCCACGUGCGGCAGAGUGGGAUGCGCAGAAGCACUUCCCAGUGGACGUGCUUCGCAAGGCAGCAGGGCUGGGCUUUGCUGCUCUCUUUGUCAGAGAAGACGUGGGGGGGUCUGGGUUGGGCCGGGCUGACGGGGCGGUGGUAUUUGAGGCGUUGGCGCAUGCUGACGUCAGCACGACGGCGUAUCUCACGAUCCACAACAUGAAUGCGAGCAUCAUCGACAGGUUCGGAUCGGAGGAGCAGCAGCAAAAAUGGCUACCAGCCCUGGCAACAAUGGACCUCUUCUCCUCGUAUUGCCUCACAGAGCCUGGCAGUGGCAGCGAUGCUGCUGCUCUCAAGACGACGGCGAGGCAGGCCACCGGCUCUACAGAUUACAUUCUGAAUGGAUCCAAGGCGUUCAUCAGUGGAGCAACGGCUUCUGAUGUGUAUGUGGUGAUGGCGCGCACAGACGGGGAGGGGCCUAAGGGGAUAUCAUGCUUCCUGGUGGAGAAGGGCAUGCCCGGGUUAUCAUUCGGGCAGCUGGAGAAGAAACUCGGAUGGAACUCACAGCCCACUGCUGCGGUCAUUUUGGAGGAUGUGAGGGUGCCGGCAGCAAACCUUAUCGGGGGAAGGGGCAACGGCUUUCGAAUAGCAAUGACUGGGCUGGAUGGUGGGAGAGUGAACAUUGGUGCAUGCAGUGUGGGAGGGGCGCAGUUCUGUCUUGAGUAUGCUCAGCAGUAUGCAACGGACAGGAAACAGUUUGGCAAGCCAAUCACGGCCUUUCAGAACACGCAGUUCCAACUGGCUGACAUGGCAACAGCAGUGGAGGCAUCUCGCCUGAUGGUUCGCAACGCCGCCACUGCCAUUGAUGUGAAAGCACCCUGGGCCACCACGGCUGCUGCCAUGGCCAAGAGGUGA